Messenger RNA from Phycomyces blakesleeanus NRRL 1555(-), 1603 nucleotides. RefSeq lists its product as hypothetical. The transcript is spliced from 4 exons. Gene Ontology annotation, cellular component: mitochondrion; cytosol. The coding region runs from base 40 to 1425 and encodes 461 amino acids. NCBI's taxonomy places the organism in Eukaryota, Fungi, Mucoromycota, Mucoromycetes, Mucorales, Phycomycetaceae. Gene Ontology annotation, biological process: glycolytic process; intracellular glucose homeostasis; glucose 6-phosphate metabolic process. Gene Ontology annotation, molecular function: ATP binding; mannokinase activity; D-glucose binding. The record is from RefSeq and is a predicted model, not a curated record.
UCUUUAUAUUCUAUUUCAUAUUCACCUUGCGUUACCAAAAUGACCAAUACUGACAUUCUCUUCAAGACUCUCGAACAACAGUUCUUGUUACCCAAAGACAAACUUAGCCCUAUUAUCCAAGGUUUUAUGGAAGAAUUCAAGACAGGUCUAAAGACGCCCUCCAAGGGAUUAGCCACGAUGAUUCCGUCAUUCGUAACCCGAUUACCGAAUGGCAAUGAGACCGGUACUUUUCUAUCACUUGACCUAGGUGGAACCAACCUCCGCAUCUCUGCGGUCGAGUUACUUGGAAACGGACAGGUUCAGGUCCUUGAGUUGAAGCGCUGUCCAGACACACAACUCAAGACUGGUAAAGGUUCGGUCUUCUUUGAUUGGAUUGCGGAUGCAGUCAAGGAGCUUGUUACAGUCAAAGCCAGUCAUCUUUUCACACCAGACCAAGUCAGUGGAAAGGAGACGUUAUUGCUAGGUGUAUGCUGGAGUUUCCCUGUAGAUCAGACAGCAGUAGAUCGUGGCACUAUAUUGAGAAUGGGCAAAGGAUUCACACUUGAAAACACAGAAGGAAAUGAUCUUGGUGACAUGUUCCACAAAGCAUUUGAACGCAAGGGUCUCAACAUUAGAGUGAGUGCCAUUCUGAAUGAUACUGUAGGUACUCUGGUUGCCCAUGCCUAUUCGAACCCUCGUACUCGCAUAGGAUUGAUCUAUGCUACAGGUAUAAAUGGUGCGUACCCUGAAAAGGUGUCUGCGAUCCAAAAACUGAGUGCCAGUAUCAGAGAUGCCUAUAAGCCCGGGACUGAAAUGCUCAUUAAUACCGAAAUCGAUAUCUUUGGAAACGAUUCCUAUCUACCCUUGAAUAAGUACGACCUUGUACUGGACAACAGCCACAAUCAGCCACGAUUUCAACUAUAUGAGAAGAUGAUGUCUGGGGCUUAUCUUGGAGAAUUGACUCGGCUGGUUGCGCUUGAUUUCAUCAAAGAGGGAUCUUUAUUUGAAGGUGUUGUUCCAGAGGGUCUUGAAGAACCAUGGUCAUUCCCCACAAUGUACAUGAGUACCCUUGAAAGAGAUUCUACUGUAGGUCAUGAAAAGAGUCUAGAGACCCUGAGUGGCUAUCAUUUUGUAAACACUCCCACACUUCAAGAUAUCGCCAUCCUGACCCGCAUCUGCCGAACAGUGUCUACCCGUAGUGCAUCACUUGCUUCGGUUGCUAUUGCUUCAAUGAUCCAACAACAGAAUCUCAUCAAAGGUGACCAAGACAUCAUUGUAGGAGUCAAUGGAUCCACAUAUGAAUUCUAUCCAUUUAUGGAGGAGCGUAUUCACCGGACACUCCGUGAGUGGUUUGGCGUCGAGAUCUCUGACCGGAUCAGACUCGAGGUUGCUAGAGAUGGUGGAAGUAUAGGUGGUGCUCUUAUUGCCAUGUUGUGCUGUCCUUAGAUUAUCAAUUAACAUACAUACAUACAUACAUACAUACAUACAUACAUAUAUAUGUGUGUGUGUGUGGCUUGUUUCUUUCAUUAUUAGAAUCGUUCUUAUUUUUACAUAUAUAUAUAUAUAUAUAUUCACUCUUUAUAAAUAAUUGUCAAAUAUAUUGUGAACAAAUAGGUCUAUUGUU